CCGGCCCGCCGCGAGGACAGGACGCCAGGAGCGACGCGUCAAGGCGGGCUCGACGUCGGUUGAACCGCGCCGGGGGUGUUUGGCGUGCACCCCGCGUUUACCCCCCGCAGUACCCCGCUCGGUUGCCCGCGGUACCCGCGACGGUACCCCCGGGGCGUUACGUGCGCUGCCACCCUCUCCGCCCACCCCCAAGUGCUCCCUCCCCCGCAGCGCCCGGGCUCGCCUGGUGUUUCCUCGUAGCUCCCUUCGCGCGCGGUGGGUUCUGUUGCCGCCUGGCCGGCCCGCGGGACACACCACCAGCCAACGGGCGCCGCUCACGCCAUCCCCGCCACCCCGCGAGAAGAAGCUCGUGAAAAGAAAGCUCGGGGCGCAGCACAGCACAGCACCGCGAGCAAGGCGCUCAACUGAGCCAGCGGAGAGGGGCAGUGCGACGACCUCGUCCCCCCAACCCCGGCGGGGAGAGCGUCGCCGGGGUCCUGAGCAUGAGCUAGAGGCGGACACGCGCGCCGGGUGGACGAGCGGCCUGACAGGACAGACUCAGGAUGGCGGACGACGGCCAGGCCGAGGUGCUGCUGGACCGGCUGCGCGCGCUCGCCGCGGACCGGGACGGCCACAAGGACGGCGCCGGCGUGGAGGCCCUGCGCGUCGUGUCCUCCAAGCUGCACGCGCGCACCAUCGCGCAGGGUGGGCAGCGGGUGGCCGCAGUGUCGCAGCUCAUGGGCAGCAACUCGUCGACGGCGUCCUCGCUGCUGCGAGUCAUGGCCACGCUCUCCCCCAAGGAGGUGCACGCGGCCGAGACCCUGGUGUCGGACCUGGUGUGGCUGCUGUACCGCAUCGCCCUGAGGGACCCCAAGUUCUCCUCCAAGGUGCGCGCGGCCGGCGCCUCCAAGGUGCUGCACGUCGUGCUCCGCACGCAGGCCAGCGGCGGCCGCCUGCUGCUGCCCGCGCUGCACAUCCUGCAGGUCAUCACCAAGAACCCCUCAGUGUCCUCGGCGCUGGCGCGCGACGGCGUGGCCCCCACAUUGGAGAAGCUCCUUAGCGGCACGGGGGUGCUGCCGUCCCCGAGGCUCCGUCUCAUCCUGCUCGUCAUCGCCAACCUCUGCAGGACCCGCCCCUUCCUAGCGCGCCUGUGCCGCGGGCCGCUGCUGCCGCUGUUGCUUCGGCCCAUGAGCCGCUGGGACAGCUUCAGCGGCCGGGUGCGCCUGAGGAUCUGCCAGUGCACCCUGGUGGCCCUGCAGUACGCCGUCAGCUCCAAGGCGGGACGCAAGGCGCUGGUGUCGGGCUCCGGGGCCGCGGCGCUGCAACGCUUUUGCCGGCUGUGCCCCGAGGAGAAGGCGUACGACGCCAUGGUGUCCCGGGUGUGCGGCAUCCUGCAGCAGCUGGGCGAGCGCAAGGGGCUGCCCGUGCAGAGCUGGGUGGGGCCCGCCACCUUCCAGUACGCGCCCGGCGACCACUGGGCUGACGGCGACGGCGGCUGCAGCGACGACAGCGGCGAUGAGGUGGACGACGCCGAGGACCCCGACGACGACGAGGAUGACGACGGCGAGGCGGAGCUGGACGACGAGGAGGGUGGCGCCGUGCGCCAGGACACGUCGGGCCAGUCGUCGCGGAGGUCAUCACACCGGGGCUCCGUCCAGGACGUCCUGGACGCCAUGGCCGAGGCCCCGGACUCCCCCCACCGCAGGGACUCCCAGGAGCUCGUCAUGUACGCCCCCUUUUGCCGCGAGCUGCUGGACACCGGGCCGCGGGGCGCAGAGAUGAAGCCCAACCCGCUGGCAGCAGGCGACGAGAGCUCCGGCCUGGCCGUCCUGCAGGGCGUGUGCGCGACGCUCCCGCCUCGCCGCGCCUACUGCGCCCUGGCGUCCAGGGUGCGGGCCGUGGUGAAGGCGUGCAAGGUGGCCUACCCCGACAUGGUGGGCGGCGGCUGCGGCGGCCAGCUGCAGCCCCUCAGCCCCAGGGACCGCCGCGUGUGCAGAGCAAAGCUCCUCCAGUGCGUGGACCGCGUGCUCCAGCCCGGACAGCUGUGGAAUAUUGUGGCCUACGACCUGGACAGACUGAUCGCCGAAGUGCCUAUCAAGCCGCCCAGCCCGGAUAGUAGGAUCCUUAAAAAUGACGACGAAAGUAGACUCGGAUCACGCCAGGCCUCCACCAACGGAUUAAGGUUCGAGUCACGGUUUGAAAGCGGAAACCUACGGAAGGCAAUUCAGAUCGGCCACCGGGAGUACGACCUAAUCCUCUCCUCGGACGUGAACUCUACCAAGCACCACCAAUGGUUCUACUUCGAGGUCUGCAACAUGGAGGGCGAGGCUCCUUACGUGUUCAACAUCGUCAACAACGAAAAGGCCAACAGCCAGUUCAACUUUGGAAUGCAGCCUAUUGUGUACUCCGUCCGAGAGGCUACCCUGGGCCGGGCCGGGUGGACGCACAUGGGGACCGACAUCUGCUACUACCGCAACAGCUACCAGAGGCCGGACGGGCGGCGCGGGCGCCUCUACCACACCACCACGUUUAGCAUCAAGUUCCCCCACAGCUGGGACGUGUGCUACAUCGCCUACCACUACCCCUACACCUACACGCAGCUGCUGAUGCAAGUGCUGCGGUGGUCGCGGAACGCCGGCGAGGACGUGGUGUUCCGGGCGGAGCCCCUGUGCCGCACCCUGAACGGCAACGAGGUGCCGCUGCUCACCGUCACCGCCAAGGACACCAAGCAGAACCCCAUCCAGGGCCGGUCCAUCCUCUUCCUGACGGCGCGCGUGCACCCCGGCGAGAGCAACUCGUCCCACGUGAUCCAGGGCACCCUGGACGCCCUCCUGGCGCCCACCGCCCUGGGGCGCGCGCUCCGCGCCGCUCACGUCAUCAAGGUGGUGCCUAUGCUCAACGUGGAGGGCGUCGUCAACGGCUGCCAUCGCUGUGGCCUGACAAACGACGAUCUGAACCGCAAGUGGAGCAAGCCGGACCCCAAGCUUCAUCCGUCCAUCUACCACACCAAGGGCCUGCUCGAGUACCUGACCCGCGUGCAGCGCCGCCCGCCCUUCGUGUUCAUCGACUUUCACGGCCACUCGCGCAAGAAGAACAUCUUCGUGUACGGCUGCUCCCGGGCGGACAGCUGGUCCACGGCGGACCGCGCGCAGCCCGACAACCCCGCCGAGUACGCGGUCCUGCCCCAGCUCAUGUCCCUGGUGGCGCCCGCCUUCAGCCUGUCGUCGUGCAGCUACCGGGUGGAGCGCGCGAGGGAGGCGACGGCCAGGGUGACGGUGUGGAGGGAGCUCGGCGUCAACCGGGCCUACACCCUGGAGGCGUCGUACUGCGGCUGUGACCAGGGGCCCUACCAGGGCUAUCAGCUGAGCAGCGCCCAUCUGCGCGAGGUGGGCGCCAACCUGUGCCAGGCGCUGGCCAGCCUCCCCGAGGAGACGGAGCGGCAGCGCCGGCUGCAGCAGGGGCAGGGCGGCCUCCAGCAGGGCCAGGGCGGCGGCAUGACGCCCGCCCAGGGGCCGGCGGCCGUGGUGCCCACCAUGGUCAAGCUCAGCCCGCUCUCCGUGGUGGCCCGCCUGGGCGCCAACGCCGUGCCCGCCGGGGUGCCGGCGUCCGCCUCGUGACUGCGUGUCGUGCUCACAGUCUCUCUUCUUGUUUUGCGCGCUUUUACUUCAAGGCUCUUAUAACCAUGUGCAUUACUGGAAAAACUAUGAAUCUAAGACUCCUCGCUUUACACAGUGUUGUUGUGCAUGUGAAUAAAUACAUUCAGUGUGCAGUGCUAAGUGCUCUAUGCCUGAAACUGACAAUUACAUUACUUUGUUCCCUGCCUUUAUUACUGCCCCAUUUACUAAGCUAGCUAAUUCAUGUAGAAUAUUACGCAAAAUGACUUUGCCUACAUUAUUUUUUUCGUUGGUAGAUUCCAAGCAGUUUGUUAAAUAAAAAUUAUGCUGCGCUUUGUAGAUGAUGUUUUAAAUGAUAACUAUUUUGUAGAGCCGAAGAGGAAAGUAUUUUUAAAAUAUAAAUAAUGUCUAUAUAAAA
Frankliniella occidentalis (western flower thrips) is the source of this 4011-nucleotide messenger RNA. Its product is annotated as cytosolic carboxypeptidase 1-like. Bases 543 to 3596 code for a protein of 1017 amino acids. NCBI's taxonomy places the organism in Eukaryota, Metazoa, Arthropoda, Insecta, Thysanoptera, Thripidae. The record is from RefSeq and is a predicted model, not a curated record. Gene Ontology annotation, biological process: proteolysis; protein side chain deglutamylation; C-terminal protein deglutamylation. The transcript is spliced from 17 exons. Gene Ontology annotation, molecular function: metallocarboxypeptidase activity; zinc ion binding.